Aplosporella prunicola CBS 121167 is the source of this 1149-nucleotide messenger RNA. RefSeq lists its product as uncharacterized. Lineage: Eukaryota; Fungi; Ascomycota; Dothideomycetes; Botryosphaeriales; Aplosporellaceae. Bases 162 to 848 code for a protein of 228 amino acids. Gene Ontology annotation, biological process: post-translational protein targeting to membrane, translocation. Gene Ontology annotation, cellular component: Sec62/Sec63 complex. The record is from RefSeq and is a predicted model, not a curated record. The transcript is spliced from 2 exons.
UCAGCGCCAGCUAUACCCACAAAGCCCGGUGCACUUCCAUGCUGCCAUCCACUCCUUCCGCGAGCCACCAAGUCGACCCGUCCGUCUCCUAGCCAAGCAACCUCGCCGCCCAUACCCUCUUUCGCCGCGGACACCCGCAUAACCACACCGCAACCGCAAUCAUGGUCGACUGGAUUUCUCUCGCGAUCCCCUUCGCCUACCUAGGCGUGCUCAUCGGCUCUUUGGCCACCUUCUCGCACCUUUACCGUGCGCGCAAGGCCCAUAAAGCCGCCUCGCUCGCGCCCUGGUUCCCGCCGCACCUCACGCGCAACAUCUACCUGUCGCUGCUGCACAUCGAAUCGGAGCCCAAGGUGCCCGACAGCGUGCUCAAGGCCGCUCUCCUCCGCCGCGCCGUCGACGACAUCCACCGCAUCGUCGAGCUCCGCAGCUCCAAGCAAGCCCUUCAGGUUCUGCUCCAAAGGGGCAGCGUCGGCGACGACCUGUGGCAGCGCUUCCAGCGCGCCGAGAAGGAGGUUGAGGCUGAGCUGAGGGACGUCGUCAGUGAGGCCAACGCAUUCGCGCCGGGCUGGGGUCAAACCAUCUUCCAGAACGCCUCCGAAAUGGCCCAGAACCAGCUCCUGCGCGCCCGCGUCGACGAGCUGCAGGCGCAGACCGAGGCCGAGAAGGAGUGGUGGAGCAGGAAGAAGGCCGCCAUUUCCGAGGACUUUAUGAAAGAGCUAGACUCGGCCCCCACCAGCAGGCCCACGACGAGCGCUGGCAGCAGACCGACCACCAGCGGUAGCGACGCUGUUUUGGUUGAUACCGGCAGCCCCGGCACCCCCAAGAGGAAGAGCAAGGGCAAGAAAUAGAGCCUUGCGCUCCAGAGGAGUGUGAUAUGAUCAAGUAUGCAUUUGCCGGUGUCGAGGCGUUUGGUUUGUCGAUUGGUGAAGGGGCUGGGCUUUCUGGAACAGAGGACCAGACGCGCGUACUGAUGUAUAUCACUUUUUGUAACGUUCAUCACCGUCAAGUGAGAUUCAUCGUUAGCGAGAUAGGGAUGGAUAAGCAAUCCCUAUGGAAUACUCAUCUAGCUACAAGCCUGAGUCCUGGAUAUGAAUAAAAAGGUCUUAGCGCAUACGUACUAUAAACAUUUAACUGCAUUUUUCUCUCCGU